UCUUUAGCCACCAAUCACUUAGAAAGGGACCGGACUCCACAUUCCAACUCUGUUCAGUUCCAAUCUCAACCCUAACCCUAGCCUUGACCUAGUCCCAGGUCCAGCCAACCUUAUCAUGACAAAGGAGUAUCAAGAUCUUCAGCAUCUGGACGACGAGGAGAAUGAUCAUCAGCUCAGAAGAGGGCUGCCUCCUCCCCAGCGGCUCUUUCAGCGUCUCUGCUCUGGACCCCGCCUCUUACUGCUCUCCCUGGGCCUCAGCCUCCUGCUGCUAGUGGUUGUCUGUGUGAUUGGAUCCCAGAACUCCAAGCUGCAGGAGGAGCUGCGGUCCUUGAGAGAGACGUUCAGCAAUUUCACAGUGAGCACGGAGGCCGAGGUCAAGGACCUGCGUACUCAGGGAGGAGGUGUGGGCAGAAAGAUGAAAUCCCUGGAGUCCCAGCUGGAGAAGCAGCAGCAGGACCUGAGUGAAGAUCACUCCAGCUUGCUGCUCCACGUGAAAUCCUUUGUGUCUGACAUUCAAAGCCUAAGCUGUCAGCUGGCCAUCCUCCAGGGCAAUGGCUCUGAAAAGACCUGCUGCCCUGUUAACUGGCUGGAGCAUGAGGGCAGCUGCUACUGGUUCUCUCGUACUGGGAAGCCCUGGCCUGAGGCUGAGAAGUACUGCCAGCUGGAGAACGGGCACUUGGUGGUGGUCAGCUCCUGGGAAGAGCAGAAAUUUGUCCAGCACCAUAUGGGCCCUGGAAACACAUGGAUAGGCCUCACCGACCAAAAUGGGCCCUGGAGAUGGGUGGAUGGGACAGACUACGAGACAGGCUUCAAGAACUGGAGACCAGAGCAGCCGGAUGACUGGUAUGGACACGGGCUUGGGGGAGGCGAGGACUGUGCCCACUUCACAGAUGAUGGCCGCUGGAAUGAUGACGUCUGCCAGAGGCCCUACCGCUGGGUCUGUGAGACACAGCUGAACAGGGCUAAUUAGGAGCCUCCUCUCCCCUAAUUUAUUUCCUCAAUGCCUUCACUUGCCUAAGGGGCCUGGUUUGGGGAUCCUCCUAUCUGGAGGCCUCCUGUACCUUCUCGGGGAUUUUCAUCUAGGUUUUAAGGGAAGGUGAAAGGAUGGUGUCUGAGGAAUGUAGAAUGAUGUUUGGAGGGGUGGGGAUAUUGAAACCCAUGCCACUUUCUGUAGUUUACUGGUUAUUAUUGUCAACUGUUUUUUAGAGUAAAAAGAAGAGAAAUAUACUAAA
Hipposideros armiger (great roundleaf bat) is the source of this 1232-nucleotide messenger RNA. Its product is annotated as asialoglycoprotein receptor 1. The record is from RefSeq and is a predicted model, not a curated record. NCBI's taxonomy places the organism in Eukaryota, Metazoa, Chordata, Mammalia, Chiroptera, Hipposideridae. The transcript is spliced from 8 exons. Bases 116 to 970 code for a protein of 284 amino acids.